Uncinocarpus reesii 1704 is the source of this 1701-nucleotide messenger RNA. RefSeq lists its product as uncharacterized. NCBI's taxonomy places the organism in Eukaryota, Fungi, Ascomycota, Eurotiomycetes, Onygenales, Onygenaceae. The coding region runs from base 1 to 1701 and encodes 566 amino acids. Gene Ontology annotation, molecular function: RNA binding. Gene Ontology annotation, biological process: mRNA cis splicing, via spliceosome; regulation of alternative mRNA splicing, via spliceosome. The record is from RefSeq and is a predicted model, not a curated record. The transcript has 2 exons. Gene Ontology annotation, cellular component: U2-type prespliceosome; catalytic step 2 spliceosome; U2 snRNP.
AUGGCGCUUUCUGCAGCAAAUGGAACUCCUACCCCUGUGGAUCUCCCAGAGGAAGUGAGCAAGCCUCCAGAAGGAGUUGUUUUGCCACCAAAAGACAUCAGAAAUCGAGUUCGUGAAAAGGAAAGCAACAAUCCAAAAUUCUCCUUCUUAAACCCCGGCGAUCCUUAUGCCGCUUUUUACAAUUGGCGACUCAAUGAGAUCAAAGCUGGCAGGGGCACAGCGGUAUCUUCUGGAAGGGCGGCCGAGCCGGUAUCACAACCCGAGGAAGAGAAGCCCAAGGGGCCCGAGGCGCCCCCAGAAUUCCAUUUUUCUGCGCGUAUGCCGAACAUAAAUGCCUUGGAUCUUGAGGUAGUCAAGCUGACGGCCCUGUUUGUCGCCAAGCGAGGAAAAUCAUUCAUGACAGCGCUAUCGCAACGUGAAACGCGGAAUUACCAAUUCGAUUUCUUACGUCCACAACACAGUCUCUAUCAGUUUUUCACCAGGCUGGUAGAUCAGUAUGCGGAGCUGCUUCAGGUAAAUGGCGCUGAUAGCGCCAAUGCGGAAAAGGAACGCAUCGCUGAAUUAGAAAGGAACGUGAAGAAUAAGUAUCAUAUCCUUGACCGGGCGAAGCGUCGGGCGGAAUGGGUGAAAUACCAAGAGCAACAAAAACAAAAGAAGGAAGAGGAGGAGGAGCAAGAAAGGAUGGCGUAUGCUGAAAUUGACUGGCAUGAUUUCGUGGUUGUCGAAACUGUGCUGUUUACAGACGCUGAUGAUCACACUGAACUUCCACCGCCUACCUCGCUGCACGAUCUCCAAACCGCCUCCCUGGAACAAAAGGCUAUGAUAUCUCUGGCACCAGCAAACAGACGCAUUGAAGAAGCCUUGCCCACGGAAGAUGAGACGGCAAAUUAUUACAACGCCUACCCUCAACCAUCACACAUUCCCGUUCCUCAACCCCCAUACGUACCCUCGCCAUCUCCCAUCCCAACUCAUCAUGCACCUUCGAUGCCCACCCAGCCCUCGCUUAUAUCCCCUCAAGCGGCCACCCCCAUAUCAACGCCCAUCCCACCCGUCCCUGUUGCCACCACAAUCCCUGAAGAAGUCCGUGCUGUGCCUACUCCCCCUCCAGCCGUGCCCGGCCAAGCCCCUAUGCGCAUCCGCUCCGAUUACGUCCCACGCGCCCAAGCCAAACGUCUCAACACCGCCACCGUCCCCACCUCCAUCUGUCCAAACUGCAAACAGCAAAUCCCCAUCGCAGAAAUGGAACAGCACAUGCGCAUCGAGCUGCUCGACCCACGCUGGAAAGAACAGCGCGCAAAGGCAGAAGCGCGCUACGCAACUACCAACCUAUCCACUGUGGACGUUGCAAACAAUCUCAAGCGCCUAGCCAGCCAGCGAAGCGACGUGUUCGACCAAGUCGUCACGCCUGACAACCGGCAGCCGGGACAGCAGGAUGGGUCCGCCCUGGAUCCUGAAGAAGAGGCUCGACGGAAGAGAGUUGCUGUUAGUGGCGCUGUUGAUACUGCUGGGAUGACCAUGCCCAUGCCCAUGCCAAUGACCGCACCUGCGCCAGGCUCCAUACCAGCUGCCCCUGGGUACGGUGCCGGGCCGCAGGCUGUUCCGCCGGGAAUGCAGCAGAGGGUUGGUGGUCCACCGCCACCGGGGCAGCCUGUUAAUAUCGAAGAGCAGAUUAGGCAUAUCCAUCAGAAGUUCAAGCAAUGA